AUGUCAAAACAGCUUCAUGAUUGGAUUAAUAAUAAGGAUAAGCUUAUUAGCGUAACUCUUUACAUUCAAAAGUUAAAUACAGAUAUACAUCUAAAAUUCCUAUACAUUGAAGAUGAGCUUAUAGAAUGGUUCACUGAAGCUAGAGGUCAAUUAAAAACAGUGACUCGAUUUAUAAUUCAAAUUAAAGCAC
Messenger RNA from Funneliformis geosporum, 190 nucleotides. NCBI's taxonomy places the organism in Eukaryota, Fungi, Glomeromycota, Glomeromycetes, Glomerales, Glomeraceae. The record is from the annotation of a GenBank genome assembly.